AAACAGCUGUUGUUGUUUUCCUGCGCAUUAGUUGUCGCAGAGGGGUGAAGUGAAGGGCUUGCUUCGCUGUUUGCUUUACGAUGCUGUCGCGAGAUUAGAGAAAGUUUAUAAAAAGCCCUGCUAUUAGCAUUCACCAGCAGUCGGAAAGCAACCAAGUUAAAACCACGUUGGGAUUAACAGCACCAGCAACAAGUGGAUGCUCCAAGUGCAAACAGUUUCAAAGUCAACUCAAAUAUACCCAAAUCCCAGGGGAUCGCAGCGGUUUGGGUGAGAAUGGCCGAUAGUUGUAAAGUGGACCUACGAAGUCGGCGCCGGGAAAAUCCAUUUGACCGCAACGGCAAUAUCGGAGGCACAGCCAAGGAACAGGCUACAAAUAGCAGACCGAAGCUGACAACCAAAUAUUCCCAAAGGACUAACGAAAUGCCUGCAGGCAAGGAUGGUCAAGAAUCCAGGCGAACACUCAGCGAGAGUUCCGCAGAGAACGUCGGGCACACAGGAUCGAUGACCAGGACCGACGACGACGAAAUGUGGCGCAAUGAACUUGCUAUGAACGCGGACAGCAGCUCCGCUCAGCCCGAAAAGCAAGAGGAACGAAGUCCCAGGACAGGGAAUUCCAAUAUGGGGCUCAGCGAUGCCGUAGAUGUUUUACUCCGCGUUCUCCUCGUCAUUACCUUCUUCAAGCUGGAGACGAUGACAGCUUUCAAGCGGGAAAUCCACGAGGAAGAGUUGUGGCUAUACAAGAAUCCAAGGAGACCGGACAUCGUCAGGGGCGGGGAACUGCUCUUCUGGGUGAUAGUGGCUCCCUUUCUGGUCACUGUCGCCUUCUACUGGUACACAAAAGACAGACGCGACUUCAGAGCCGCCAGCUGGGCGUGGACCUUGGCCUUGUGUUUGAACGGCAUUCCGACGAGCGUACUAAAGAUAACAGUGGGUCGGCCCAGGCCAGACUACUUCUACCGUUGCUUUCCCGAUGGCGUGAUGGUGCUUAACACAACGUCGAGUGGCUUAGACACCUCCAUCCUGGAUUUCAAUUGCACGGGGCUUCCGGGCGACAUAAACGAAGGCCGCAAGAGCUUCCCCAGCGGACACUCUUCAUUCGCCUUUGCUAGUUUCGGUUUUAUUGCCUACUACAUUGGCGCCAAACUGCACGCUUUUGAUGUACGGGGACGCGGCCACACCUGGCGGCUCUGCAUCGCUGUGAUACCUUUGUUCAUCGCACUGCUAGUUGCAGUUAGUCGAACCUGCGACUACCACCACCACUGGCAGGAUGUGACCAUCGGCGGCCUGAUUGGUCUGUUUGCAGGCUACAUAAGCUACAGACAAUACUAUCCCUCCAUCUUCAGCCCUGAAGCCGGCAAACCACUGGUCAGAUGGCCCAGCAGACAGGGAAAGUACCAGCGAUUGUCAGGAAAGGAUGACAAUGUAUGUCAUGAUGAUCGAGCUGGCGGCGAUGCGGUUCGGAGACCUCUCCUCGCUGGCAAGGAAGAGUCUAAAUGGUACUAAAAGCUUUAAAAUAUAGUUAGUUUUGCUUUUCCGCUUAAGCUUUUUAAACAUAUCUAGACAUCGCUUAAUUUUCGGUUUACAAAUGUGCUACUCGUAAUGGGAAGGGUUUGUUAGUACAUAGUUCCUCCAAUAAAACAGCGCGUCAAUCGCUAAACGUAAA
Drosophila erecta is the source of this 1663-nucleotide messenger RNA. RefSeq names its product phospholipid phosphatase 5. Gene Ontology annotation, biological process: phospholipid metabolic process. The record is from RefSeq and is a predicted model, not a curated record. Bases 274 to 1503 code for a protein of 409 amino acids. Lineage: Eukaryota; Metazoa; Arthropoda; Insecta; Diptera; Drosophilidae. Gene Ontology annotation, molecular function: phosphatidate phosphatase activity. The transcript is spliced from 4 exons.